AUGAUUAUGUGGGAAAUAUGGAAGUUUAGAUGUCUAACUGUUUUUGAGGGGGGGAAUUCUCAUACCAACAACAUUAUCAUAAGCAUUAGAAAUUUCUGCACUAAGCAUAACAUUCUAGGUAGAGAGAAUGAUAAUACUAGCAGACAUCAGGCCAAAAUAACUAAGAAAAAAUGGGAAAAACCUCCCCAAAACUGGUUGAAGUUAAACUUUGAUGCAACUUUUGACAAGCAUUCUAAAACUUGUGGUAUUGGUCUAAUUCUAAGAGACUGUGCAGGACAAUUUCUGGAGGCCAUGGUGAAAGUGAUAAAUGCUAGAGAUGCUGAACAAGGGGAAGGACUAGCACUUCUAGAAGCAGUGGAGUGGAUAAAGAGUAGAAGUUGGAGUAAAGUUAUCAUUGAAGGUGAUUGUAAAACUGUCAUUGAAGCUGUGACUUCAAAUUUUGGUAAUGAAGCGGCUGAUGGCUUAGCAAAUAUGCCAAGAAAUAUCAAUGUAAUCAAGUUUGAGAUGAGAACCCACCAAGAUGCAUUCACUCAAUUAUUGAGUUGGAUAAAUCCGUGUAACUUUCUUUUCUAG
This is a messenger RNA of Papaver somniferum (opium poppy), 573 nucleotides long. RefSeq lists its product as uncharacterized. The coding region runs from base 1 to 573 and encodes 190 amino acids. The record is from RefSeq and is a predicted model, not a curated record. Gene Ontology annotation, molecular function: nucleic acid binding; RNA-DNA hybrid ribonuclease activity. The transcript has 2 exons. NCBI's taxonomy places the organism in Eukaryota, Viridiplantae, Streptophyta, Magnoliopsida, Ranunculales, Papaveraceae.